CACGGAGGGGGCUGGGGCGCAGCAGCUGGGGGCGCAGCAGGGGGGCUCGCAGCAGCUCUCUGGGCAGUCGUCCACCUGCCAGGAGUCGGGGCAGGGGUCACAGGAGCCGGGCAUGCAGACGUUGCUGCCGUAGCUCAGCUCACCGCCCGCCACGGCCGCCUCCACCAUGUCCGUCUGCUCCAGCAACCUGAGCUACGGCAGCAACGUCUGCAUGCCCGGCUCCUGUGACCCCUGCCCCGACUCCUGGCAGGUGGACGACUGCCCAGAGAGCUGCUGCGAGCCCCCCUGCUGCGCCCCCAGCUGCUGCGCCCCAGCCCCCUCCGUGACCCUCGUCUGCACCCCAGGGAGCUGCCAGUCAGCGUGCACCAGCUCCUGCACGCCCCUGUGCUGCCAGCAGUCUAGCUGCCAGCCCUCAUGCUGCUCCUCCAACCCCUGCCAGCAGCCCAGCUGUGUGACCCUCUGCUGCAAGCCCCUGAGCUGUGUGUCCAUCUCCUGUGUGCCCGUCUGCUCUGGGACCCCUUCCUCCUGCUGCCAGCAGUCUAGCUGCCAGCCGUCCUGCUGCUCCUCCAACCCCUGCCAGCAGCCCAGCUAUCUGACCCUCUGCUGCAAGCCCGUGAGCUGUGUGCCUGUCUCCUGUGUGCCCGUCUGCUCUGGGGACUCCUCCCCCUGCUGCCAGCCCUCGUGCUGCUCCUCCAACCCCUGCCAGCAGCCCAGCUGUGUGACCCUCUGCUGCAAACCUGUGAGCUGUGUGCCCGUCUGCUCUGGGACCUCCUCCCCCUGCUGCCAGCAGUCUAGCUGCCAGCCCUCGUGCUGCUCUUCCAACCCCUGCCAGCAGCCCAGCUGUGUGACCCUCUGCUGCAAGCCCGUGAGCUGUGUGCCCGUCUCCUGUGUGCCCGUCUGCUCUGGAAGCUCCUCCUCCUGCUGCCAGCAGUCUAGCUGCCAGUCCUCGUGCUGCUCCUCCCCCUGCCAGCAGCCCAGCUAUCUGACCCUCUGCUGCAAGCCCCUGAGCUGUGUGCCCGUCUGCUCUGGGGACUCCUCCCCCUGCUGCCAGCCGUCCUGCAGCCCCUCCCCCUGCCAGCAGCCCAGCCGUGUGACCCUCUGCUGCAAGCCCCUGAGCUGUGUGCCCGUCUGCCCACGCCCCUCGUGCUGCCAGCCCAGCCCCUGCCCCUCGUCCUGCUGCAGACCCUCCUCCUGCGUGUCCCUGCUCUGCCGCCCCGUGUGCAGGCCCGCCUGCUGCGUGCCCGCCCCCUCCUGCCAGCCCAGCUGCUGCCGCCCGGCCUCCUGCGUGUCCCUGCUCUGCCGCCCCGCCUGCUCCCGCCCCACCUGCUGCGGCCUCUCCUCGGGACAGUCCUGCUGCUGACCGGCAUGCUCCUCUGUGCCCUCCGCAUUACCCUGCACCUCCCAUUCAUCCCCGGUCUGGUCCUGAUCCAGGUCAGGUCCCUGUGUGUCCACCUUGCUGACUGACCUCCCUCGUGCCCCCAGGAUCUGCUCUGGGUCACGUGGCCCAACCUCAGCUGUCAGCACCUCGCGGGGCCCCCAGUAAACUGCCCUGAGCACCUGA
Oryctolagus cuniculus (rabbit) is the source of this 1561-nucleotide messenger RNA. NCBI's taxonomy places the organism in Eukaryota, Metazoa, Chordata, Mammalia, Lagomorpha, Leporidae. The record is from RefSeq and is a predicted model, not a curated record.